AUGCCACCCCAGUCCGAGCUCCAGAAGAGACGGGUGGUUUCUGUAUUUCUUUUCUCAAAAGACCAGGUUGCACUAUUUCGACGCAGCGAGAAAGUCAGGACAUAUGCGCACUAUCUCGCUCCCAUAUCUGGCAGCCUUAACUUGGGCGAAUCACCGGUUGCAGCAGCAUGGCGUGAGCUGGAAGAAGAGACAACAUUGACCUCGCGAGACGUGGAGUUAUGUCGACAAGGAGUCCCGUAUGUGUUCACUGAUAACUCAGUCAAUCGGGAAUGGACCAUAUGUCCAUUCGCAUUCCGUUUGAAGCCCCGAAACGAAGGGGGCCACGGAGAGGAAGCUAUUCGCAUCGACUGGGAACAUCAAACCUGGGAGUGGUACAAUCCGGCAACAGUUGAAGAUAGUGAGCGGUUUGGUGGUGUGCCACGGCUGAAGGACAGUCUACGACGAGUCUGGUUCGAAGGCGACAUGAACAAAGAAGCUAGCAAAGCACUUGUAGCAGGCCUAGCGCAAUUGAAGACAGAUCACCAGAGCGGAUCUCACGAGCUAACAUCCAUCGCUGUGAAGGCAUACCGAGACGUGAUAGCCCAGAUGCAAGAGGAGAUUGACACAGAAUGGUGGAAGACUGCUCGAAUGGCAGCAUGGCAUCUCUCGAAAAGUGGACGAGAAAGCAUGGGAACAGCCACACUGAACGCAUUUCUAGCUUUGAUGCCCGACAUGGAAGAAAUUGUUCACCAGAACUUGGCCCGCGAGGUGAAAUGGGAGCGCUUGCUGGGCGUAAUCGACUACCAUCUGGACAAGCGCAAAGAUAUGCCGGCGCGUAUCAAAAGCGCUUUCGCAGAGUAUCUCCGAGGCUCUCUUUCUAGCAGAAUCGAACGUGGUGGAGACAAGGAUUCUCUAGCCAUCCUCACACUGUCAGCCAGCUCUACCAUUCGCGACAGCAUCCUCAAUACCUUUGCCUCCCUUCCCAUUUCUCACUUGGACGUGCGAAUUCUGGAGUCCCGGCCACUUUGCGAAGGAGUCAACAUGGCUUCAUCCAUCCUCUCCGAAUUUCAAACCAAGUUUCCUCCUUCUUCCGGUCGUGACCUGAAACUGACGGUCUACACUGAUGCAUCGGUUGCCAUCGCCAGCCAAGGUGUGGACUUCCUCCUGCUGGGCGCCGACCGUAUUUCAGUGGAAGGCUCUGUCUGCAACAAAGUUGGAUCCUACCCAGCCGUUUUAGCUGUUAAGCGAGUCUCAUCUGCCUCGGUAUUGGUUCUCAGUGAGCUGGAAAAGGUGGAUGCGCCUGGCAGUGGAGAUGUGCAGGACUACGAGGAUAACGGCCCUAGGGAGGUGAUGGGCUGUUGGAUAGACGGCGGUAUCAAGGCAGCCCAGACCAUUGAUGAUGCGCUUCAGGCUACUCACCGAGACGAUGUCAAUUGUGCGGUUGAAGUGAAGAAUAUCUACUUCGAGUGGAUUCCCCCUUGGUGCACAGAUGCUUUUAUCUGUGAACAGGGUGUACUGAAUACUGCGGCUAUUAAGGAGAAGGCACAUCAGGUGAAGCUGGGAGCGGACAGGUAUUUUCACUCGCUGUGA
This is a messenger RNA of Penicillium arizonense, 1569 nucleotides long. RefSeq names its product translation initiation factor eIF-2B subunit family protein. The transcript is spliced from 2 exons. Gene Ontology annotation, molecular function: S-methyl-5-thioribose-1-phosphate isomerase activity; hydrolase activity. Lineage: Eukaryota; Fungi; Ascomycota; Eurotiomycetes; Eurotiales; Aspergillaceae. The coding region runs from base 1 to 1569 and encodes 522 amino acids. The record is from RefSeq and is a predicted model, not a curated record.